CCUUUGUCCAUUUCUUUGAACCACGGUGGAAAAGUUAACUCCAAUAAAGUUGUUAUUAUUGGAGGCAGAAUGAGGUUAUAUCACAGAAGGCUCACUGGUUGUUAUAAACAGCAAAUGCAUUGCGUAGAAAUAGCUGUUCCAUCGAGGUUCUAAAAAUUGCACUGAGCAGCUGAAGCAUACCAGCGAUAGUUAAGAUUGCAAGCAGAAUUAAUAGCUUUUGGAAUUACUUCGAUUAUUUUUUUAGAAUACUUUAGAAAAUAAUUCUCCUGUACCUGAGAUCAAGUAGAUAAAUAUAGAAGUAUAAAAUAUUAUAUUUUGCAUGUGUUCUAACCUUUACCGUUAUGUAUAAACCUAAAUGUAGUUCUAGGGGGAAAAAAAAACUUUCAAAACACUGGAGAGUUUUUACGUGUUGUAGUGUUUACUUCUUUUUACGUAGGAACCAAUGUUAAAUGGAAAUACUCGCAGUUGUCAUAGUUUCUAGGGGGAACUUUAAAGUCGUAUGUCCGUUUCCUGUUGAUUAGAAUCCCUAAUGAAGGAAAGAUUGAGGUUUUGGAGUCAAACUCUGUUUGGAUCAUUUAAGUCAGCAGGUGAAAAGUGAGGGACAGAAGGCUGUAUUUUCUGUGCAUGGACGGGAAGCCAAUGCGCAGGUGUACCAGCGCACGCCCAGAUACCACCGGAAUGGACAUCACCAGCCGCUGUACCCUCGGUGACCCCAACAAGCUCCCAGAGGGUGUUCCCCAGCCGGCGCGCAUGCCCUACGUGUCGGACAAGCACCCUCGGCAGACCCUGGAGGUCAUUAACCUGCUGCGCAAACACCGGGAGCUGUGCGACGUGGUGCUGGUGGUGGGCUCCAAGAAGAUCUACGCCCACCGGGUCAUCCUGUCCGCCUGCAGCCCUUACUUCCGCGCCAUGUUCACCGGCGAGCUGGCGGAGAGCCGGCAGACGGAGGUGGUGAUCCGCGACAUCGACGAGCGGGCCAUGGAGCUGCUCAUUGACUUCGCCUACACCUCGCAGGUGACGGUGGAGGAGGGCAACGUGCAGACCCUGCUUCCGGCCGCCUGCCUGCUGCAGCUGGCGGAGAUCCAGGAGGCCUGCUGCGAGUUCCUGAAGCGCCAGCUCGACCCCUCCAACUGCCUGGGCAUCCGCGCCUUCGCCGACACGCACUCCUGUCGAGAGCUGCUCCGGAUCGCCGACAAGUUCACCCAGCACAACUUCCAGGAGGUGAUGGAGAGUGAAGAGUUCAUGUUGCUUCCAGCUAACCAGCUGAUAGAUAUAAUAUCGAGUGAUGAGCUGAAUGUGCGAAGCGAGGAGCAGGUCUUUAAUGCAGUGAUGGCCUGGGUGAAAUACAGCAUUCAAGAGAGACGUCCUCAGCUGCCACAGGUGCUACAGCAUGUUCGAUUACCUCUCUUGAGCCCAAAGUUUUUAGUAGGGACAGUUGGAUCCGACCCUCUUAUAAAAAGUGAUGAAGAAUGCAGAGACCUGGUUGAUGAAGCCAAGAACUACCUCCUGUUACCUCAAGAGCGCCCCCUGAUGCAGGGACCCCGAACACGCCCUCGAAAGCCCAUCCGAUGUGGGGAGGUUUUGUUUGCAGUUGGAGGCUGGUGCAGUGGUGACGCCAUUUCCAGUGUGGAGCGCUAUGACCCUCAGACCAAUGAGUGGCGAAUGGUGGCAUCCAUGAGUAAGAGGCGCUGUGGAGUAGGGGUCAGUGUCCUGGAUGACCUCCUGUACGCAGUGGGGGGGCAUGAUGGCUCUUCGUAUCUCAACAGUGUGGAAAGGUAUGACCCCAAGACAAACCAGUGGAGCAGCGAUGUGGCCCCUACCAGCACCUGCCGGACCAGUGUGGGGGUGGCCGUCCUUGGCGGGUAUCUGUACGCAGUGGGAGGACAAGACGGGGUUUCUUGUCUCAAUAUUGUUGAAAGGUACGACCCUAAAGAGAACAAAUGGACACGCGUGGCCUCCAUGAGCACCAGGCGCCUUGGCGUGGCCGUGGCUGUGCUGGGAGGAUUCCUCUAUGCGGUUGGAGGCUCAGAUGGAACGUCUCCUCUCAACACUGUUGAGCGCUAUAAUCCUCAAGAGAACCGCUGGCACACAGUUGCACCGAUGGGCACGCGUCGGAAGCACCUAGGCUGUGCGGUGUACCAGGACAUGAUUUAUUCUGUGGGAGGAAGGGAUGACACCACAGAGCUCAGCAGCGCAGAGAGGUAUAACCCCAGAACCAACCAGUGGUCUCCUGUAGUGGCCAUGACAUCGAGGAGAAGUGGAGUUGGUUUAGCUGUAGUAAAUGGGCAAUUAAUGGCAGUCGGUGGCUUUGAUGGCACAACAUACCUGAAAACAAUUGAGGUUUACGAUCCUGAUGCCAAUACAUGGAGGCUUUAUGGUGGAAUGAAUUACCGGAGACUUGGCGGAGGAGUGGGAGUUAUAAAAAUGACGCACUGUGAAUCUCAUAUAUGGUAAUGCUUAUGCUUCCCAAGACUUUUGCUAUAUGCAAAGCUGAAGAAAAAAUGCAUCAAAAGAUAAGUGAUCGGGUUUACAAGCAAUGAGAAGACACCCUGGACUGCAUGGAUAAUUCUAUGCUGUGAAGGGUUUGAUGGUGUUCUCACCUGGGAGACUGUGCAGCUCUUGCUGACUGGAGGCCUAUUUCUUUUUACACUGCAGUGCCUAUAAUGCAAGGAUACUCCACAAGGAUUCUGCUCUGAUUCUGAAUGCAUUUAUUGGCACAGGACAGCAGACAGUCGUGACUCCCGUGUGCUCCAUAGUUUUUGUAUAUGCAUUCAUGCGUAAACCUAAACGGUUCUGUUUCUGGAUGUGGUUUAACCUGCUUAGGGUUCCCAGAGGUUUGUUUCUUUUUUCCUUUCUAAGGAGAUGCAAUUUAACAGAAAGAGACUGAAAUUGUUCAUCUGGGAGUAUUUGCACAUUAAACUGGAAUGAAGAAACCUUUUUGCAUCACUUGUAGAGCAUAAAUGUAAAAAAAAAAAAAUCUCAAAAAUGAAAUUACCAAACUGAUGCGUUCUUGAGGAUUGGAUGUUUUUCAUCUGCUCACAGUCCAAUAGCCUUUUAAGGGCUCAGUCCAGUUAUUUUAAUGUUUUUAAAAUACAAUAGGAUUUACUUUGUGUAUGUAGUCUACAUUGAAACUGCUCUCAACGCUGCAAGACAACUUCAUUUGCCAUUAUUGUUCACAUACUUUUGCUUUUGAAAAGAUGUUAGGUAGAGUGAAUUCCUCCGUUUCAAAACUCAAGACUGGAACAUAAGAACAGUUCCAAACAAGAAGGGGCCACCCGGACUGUCUCGGUCAUUGUUCUAUCUGAAAAGCUCAUCCAGCUGUUCCUUGAGAGAACCAGAAGAUCAUCUUCCACAACAUGGCUGGGCACCUUGUUCCAUUCUCCCACCACAUUUUGUGCACACAUUGAAGCACCCCACCUUCUUUUGCCCUUUAAAUGGUCACAUGGUCCACUUCAUGGGACAAACUGUAUCGAGCAGCCUUGACAUUCACUUGUGUGUUAUUAAAGGGCCACCCCCCCUUAACUGGGCAGUCUGCUUGCACGUACAAUUGUGACUUAAUAUAUUUAUGGUUCUGUAUAAUAAUCAGUAUUAUUUAUUAACCAACAUCACACUUGGUACAUUUUUGUUUUCCAAGUCCCACAACGUUAAAACUGUUUUAAACCUAGUAGUGUGUAUUUUAAUGCAAAAUGUUGUGAUGGAAGGGGAUGCAGGUAAAAGCAGAAGGGACAUUUGUUAGCCAGUACGGUUUAACCACACACUCAGUUUGCCAAAUUGUCUCUUUGAGCCUCGUUUGGAUGAUUUGAAAUGUCACCACUUUGAAAUGCUAAAGCUAUUAAAAUUCUUUAUACCGAUUGUAAAAAAUUGUUGCAUCACAGGCUAUUUUCAGUUUUCUACUGUAACUCAGUUGUGAUGCAGUGUAAGCUCAUUUAUCAAUUGUAAAAUUAUUCCUUGUAAAGAAUAGGAUGGGGAUUUCAUUUGUUAUGGAAAAUCUGUACCAUUAACUGUGCUGGUGAUCAGAAUAAAUCAUACUCCAGCAA
Messenger RNA from Lepisosteus oculatus (spotted gar), 4037 nucleotides. It is a transcript of the gene klhl20, whose product is annotated as kelch-like family member 20. The record is from RefSeq and is a predicted model, not a curated record. Gene Ontology annotation, molecular function: protein binding. NCBI's taxonomy places the organism in Eukaryota, Metazoa, Chordata, Actinopteri, Semionotiformes, Lepisosteidae.